This is a messenger RNA of Drosophila novamexicana, 3988 nucleotides long. It is a transcript of the gene fred, whose product is annotated as fasciclin-2. Gene Ontology annotation, cellular component: cell-cell junction. Lineage: Eukaryota; Metazoa; Arthropoda; Insecta; Diptera; Drosophilidae. Gene Ontology annotation, molecular function: cell adhesion molecule binding. Bases 40 to 3945 code for a protein of 1301 amino acids. The transcript has 8 exons. The record is from RefSeq and is a predicted model, not a curated record. Gene Ontology annotation, biological process: cell-cell adhesion.
CAACAACAACAUAAGCAACAGCAACAACAAAGAGCAAACAUGACAACCAUAAAGCUGCUCAUUAUCGCAUGCCUGUGGGUUUGGAUGUUGGCUGUUGCCGCGGAUGAAUCGCUGGACACACGCGAAGGCGUCGAUCUGGUGCUCAAGUGCCGUUUCACCGAGCAUUAUGAUUCAACUGACUUCACCUUCUACUGGGCACGUUGGACCUGCUGCCCCACAUUGUUCGAGAAUGUGGCCAUUGGCGAUGUGCAGCUUAACUCGAAUUAUCGACUUGACUUUCGGCCCGGUCGCGGCCUUUACGAUCUGCAAAUUAAGAACACCUCCUACAAUCGGGACAAUGGACGGUUUGAGUGCCGCAUCAAGGCCAAAGGCACCGGCGCCGAUGUGCAUCAGGAGUUUUACAAUGUGACCGUGCUAACAGCACCACAUCCGCCCAUGGUGACGCCUGGAAAUAUUGCGGUCGCCACUGAGGAGAAACCACUCGAGUUGACCUGCAGCAGCAUCGGCGGCUCACCGGAUCCCACGAUAACCUGGUUCCGCGAGGGCAGCAAAGUGCCAUUGCAGUCGUAUGCGCUAAAGGGCGGCUCCAAGAACCACUACACAAAUGCCACACUGCAGAUACUGCCCAGACGGGCCGACGAUGGUGCCAAGUACAUAUGCGUCGUUUGGAAUCGUGCCAUGCCCGAGGGACAUACGCUGGAGACGAGCGUCGCACUGAAUGUCAACUAUUAUCCACGCGUGGAGGUGGGACCACAGAACCCGCUGCGCAUCGAACGCGAUCACAUUGCCAAGCUGGAUUGCCGCGUGGACGCCAAGCCGAUGGUGUCGAAUGUCCGCUGGUCACGCAAUGGCCAAUAUGUAAGUGCCACGCCCAGUCAUACGAUCUAUCGUGUGAGUCGCCACCAUGCCGGCAAAUAUACAUGCAGUGCGGACAACGGUCUAGGCAAGACCGGCGAGAAGGACAUCAUAUUGGAUGUGCUCUAUGCGCCCAUUGUGACCAUCGAAUCGAAGACCCACGAGGCCGAGGAGGGUGAAACGGUGCUGGUGCGUUGCAAUGUUACCGCCAAUCCGCCGCCGAUUGCCAUUGAGUGGCUGAAGGAAGGUGCUCCGGAUUUUCGCUAUGCCGGCGAACUGCUCACCCUGGUCUCGGUGCGGGCGGAGCAUGCGGGCAAUUAUAUUUGCCGUUCUGUGAAUCUGAUGCAGCCCUUCAACUCGAAACGCAUUGAGGGCGUGGGCAACUCCACGGUGGCGCUGCUGGUGCGUCAUCGUCCCGGCCAGGCAUACAUAACGCCCAAUAAGCCAGUCGUGCAUGUCGGCAACGGUGUGACGCUCAGCUGUUCGGCCAAUCCGCCCGGCUGGCCGGUGCCGCAGUAUCGCUGGUUCCGCGACAUGGACGGCGAGCUGAGCAAUACGCAAAAGAUUUUGGCCCAGGGACCGCAAUACUCCAUACCGAAGGCCCAUUUGGGCAGCGAGGGCCGCUAUCAUUGUCAUGCCGUCAACGAGCUGGGCAUUGGCAAAAUGGCCACCAUUGUCCUGGAGGUGCAUCAGCCGCCGCAAUUUCUGGCCAAGCUGCAGCAGCAUAUGACACGACGUGUGGGCGAUGUCGACUAUGCGGUCACGUGCAGCGCCAAGGCGAAGCCGACACCCCAUAUACGCUGGAUCAAGGAUGGUACCGAGAUUCUGCCCGCUCGCAAGCUCUACGAGAUACGCACCACGCCCACUGAUGCCGGCGGGGGCGUUGUGACCGUGCAAAGUAUUUUACGUUUCCGCGGCAAGGCGCGUCCCAAUGGCAAUCAGCUGCUGCCCGGCGAUCGCGGUCUCUUCACCUGCCUCUACGAGAACGAUGUGAACUCGGCGAACUCCUCGAUGCAUCUGCGCAUCGAACACGAACCGAUUGUCUUGCAUCAGUACAACAAGGUGGCGUACGAUGUGCGCGAGUCGGCGGAGGUGGUGUGCAAGGUGCAGGCAUAUCCCAAGCCGGAGUUUCAGUGGCAAUUCGGCAGCAAUCCCUCGCCCCUAACCAUGUCCUCCGAUGGUCACUAUGAGAUUAGCACACGCAUGGAGAGCAAUGACAUCUAUACAUCCAUUUUGCGUAUUGCCCAUCUGCAGCACUCGGAUUACGGGGAAUAUACCUGCCGGGCUGUCAAUCCACUAGACACCAUACGCACCCAGAUCCGACUACAGCCGAAGGGUGCGCCGGAGAAGCCCAACGCCUUGAAGGUGCUCGAGGUCGCACACAAUUAUGCGGUGCUCAGCUGGCAGCCCGGCUUCAAUGGCGGCCUCAUGAGCACCAAGUACUUGGUCAGCUAUCGUCGCGUGGCCACGCCCCGUGAGCAACUGCUUUCGGAGUGCUCCGGGAAUAUGUAUACGCCCAGCUAUCAGGUGAGCAGCUCGGCCGCCCAGGUAGGCGCCCACGAAUGGAUCGAAUUCAAUUGCUUUCGCGAGAAUCCCUGCAAGCUGGCGCCGCUGGACCAGCACCAGAGCUACAUGUUCAAGGUCUAUGCUUUGAAUGCCAAGGGCACAUCCGGCUAUUCGAAUGAGGUGCUGGCCACCACCAAGGUGAGCAAGAUACCGCCGCCGCUGCACGUCAGCUACGAUCCCAAUUCCCAUGUGCUGGGCAUCAAUGUGGCAGCCACUUGUCUAUCUCUAAUCGCUGUCGUCGAGUCUCUGGUUGCCCGCGACGCCACCGUGCCCAUGUGGGAGAUUGUCGAGACGCUGACGCUGCCGCCCUCGGGCAGUGAAACUACCUUCAAGGAGGCUGUCAUCAAUCAUAAAGCGCGGACCGCACACUACACCACGGCUACCACGUCGGGACGCAGCUUGGGGCCAGGCAGCGGGCAGCUUGGCGAGGAUCGCACCAUGGCGCUGGCGGAGACAGCUGGCCCGGGUCCUGUGGUGCGCGUCAAACUGUGUCUGCUGGCCAAUCAUGAGCACUGUGGUGCCUAUGCCAAUGCGGAAAUUGGCAAAUCCUACAUGCCGCACAGCUCGUCACUUACCACCUCCGUCCUGGUGGCCAUCAUCAUAGCGGGGCUGUUCUUUGUGCUGCUGCUGGGUCUGCUCUACGCCUUCUGUCGCUGCCGGCGCACGCAUGCGGCCAAGAAGCUGGCAGCGGCCGCUGCCACAACGACACCAAAUGCCGCCAGCCAAGGCGCCAAGGAGUUCGAUGUGGAUGCAUCACGCGGCUCGCUGGUGGUGUCCGCAACUGGAGACCCGCAGCAGUCGCAAUCGGGUCUGCCGCCACCGCCGCCGCCCUACUAUCCGACUGGCAGCCUGGACAGCAAGCAGCUGGAUGGUGGCAUGGAGCUAACACUAACGGCCCUCCACGAUCCCGACGAGCAGCUAAACAUGCAGCAGGGCGAGAUGCACACACAGCAGCAGCAACAGCAGCAACAGUAUCAGACGCAGCCCAAAUGCCAGGCUCAGGCACUCUACCAGCAGCAGCCGCAUCCGAAUGGCUAUGGAUAUCAUGUGACAAGUGCCAUUGGCAUCGAUGGCGACAGCUAUCAAGUGCUGCCAACCGCCGCUGGACAGCAUGGCGAGUGGUCGAACAACGUGACCGCCAGCGGCAGCCAGGAGAAUAACUACAGCAAUGCACGCGAUCUGUCACAGGAGGCGCUCUGGCGCCUCCAACUGGCCACGGCCCAAAGCCAACAAAUCUAUGUCGAACAGCGACCGCCAUCCGCAUUCAGCGGCUUGGUGGACUAUGCCGGCUAUCCGCACAUAAACACGGUGACCAGUUCGCUCAGCCAGCAGAGCUUUGGACAGCAGCAGCCAGGGACAAGCCAGCAACAGCCGCUGGCACCGCACGAGAUGCUGCAGGCGGCGCAACGCUAUGGAACGCUGCGCAAGUCCAAGCAACCACCGCUGCCGCCGCAGCGCAAGGAGCAACAGCAACAGCAGCAGCAACAACAGCUAGCGGACAUAAUACAGGAUUUAGCAAAUUAAACUAAUUGCCAGUUAAGAGACAUAACAACAACAACAACCAAAU